AUGGCUCCGUUGAAAGGUCUCAUCUGUGGCGGUGGUUGUCUUGCGCGUACCACCACCAAGUUAUUUCCAAUCCUGAAGUGUGGGGGCUCGCAAAUUGACCUGAGCGGUACUAGCAUCGAAGCCGCCAAGCGCAUGGGGCUGCUCGAGGCUAUCCGCGGCAUACUUUUGACUCCCAAGGACGUAAAGGCUACCAUCUUGGUCAACAAAUCCGGCAAGGGUGCCUAA
Penicillium canariense is the source of this 225-nucleotide messenger RNA. RefSeq names its product Monooxygenase FAD-binding. The record is from RefSeq and is a predicted model, not a curated record. Bases 1 to 225 code for a protein of 74 amino acids. Lineage: Eukaryota; Fungi; Ascomycota; Eurotiomycetes; Eurotiales; Aspergillaceae. The transcript is spliced from 3 exons.